UGAAACUUAAUAUAAUGUAUUUCGUAUUCGUCCGGACAAGCCGCCGUCGAAGCGUAAAUUCGUAGAAUUUGUAUAUGAAGGAGCUUCUAGCCGACGUGAAACGAUCCCGCACUCAUGCUCGGCCCAUCCUUGCGUCGCGCUCGGACAUCCCUUUCGAACCAUCCGAUCGUUGCUGCGGUUUUCCCACCAACCGGUUUUCAUAGACCAGCGGCGGCGGCGGCGGAGGAGGAAGAACAGCUUCUCUCUUGCGAGCUCCGAAAGUGCGCUCGAGCCUCCGAUCUGCGCAAUGGGAGUGCAAUUCACGCGCGCCUCCUCAAAGGGUCGGCACCCUUUUCCCUCUUCCUCAGGAAUCACGUGCUCAACGCCUACCUCAAGUGCGGCAGCCUCGAGAGCGGCCUCCAGCUGUUCGACGAAAUGCCCGAGCGGAACGUGGUGUCCUGGUCGGCCCUCAUCGCGGGCUUCGUGCAGCGGGGCCGCCCCGAGGGCGCCGUCGCCUUGUUCCGCGGCAUGAACCGUGAGGGGACCGCGAGGCCUAACGAGUUCACGCUCGUGAGCGCGCUCCAUGCUUGUUCUUGCUCGGGGAAUCGGGUGGCUCGCCAAGUUUAUGCGCAUGUUGUGAAGUUGGGAUUCGAGGGCAAUGUGUAUUUGAUCAAUGCGUUUUCGACGGCCUUGAUAAGGAACGGUCGAUUGUCGGAGGCCAUGGAAGUUUUCGAGAAGUGCCCGAUUAGGGAUAUUGUGUCUUGGAAUGCUAUCAUGGCAGGAUACUUGGAGUUUUCUUAUGCUGAAGUUCCUUGGUUUUGGGGUCGUAUGAUCCGUGAAGGAGAGGUGAAACCUGAUCACUAUACCUUUUCGAGUGUUCUCACAGCAUUGGCUGCUCUUUCAGAUAUUGAUAUGGGAUUGCAGGUUCAUGCGCAGCUUGUUAAGUGUGGCCAUGGAAGUGAAAUUUGUGUGGGGAAUUCUUUGGUAGGUAUGUACUUGAAAAAUCUUAGAUUAGAUGAAGGAUUUAGAGCUUUUGAAGAAAUGUGCUCAAAGGAUGUUUUGUCGUGGACCCAGAUGGCUGCUGGUUGUCUAUUGUGUGGUGAGCCGGGCAAAGCGCUUGAGGUCUUUGCAGAAAUGCGAAAAGCGGGGGUUAUGGCAAAUGAAUUUACUCUUUCGACGGCACUAAAUGCCUGUGCCAACAUUGCUUCUUUGGAAGAAGGGGUGAAAAUUCAUGGUUUAAGGAUUAAACUGGGGAGCAAUGAUGACAUCUGUGCAUUAAAUGCACUGAUUGAUAUGUACAUGAAAUGUGGAUGUGUGGAUGCUGCACGAGGUGUUUUCCAAUCCAUGAAGGAGCAUUCAGUUGUGUCAUGGACAACGAUGAUCAUUGGAUGCGCACAAAAUGGUCAAGCUAGAGAGGCUCUCAAGUUCUUUGAUGAGAUGAUUGAAGAAGGAGCGCAGCCAAAUCAAAUCACCUUUGUUUGUGUGCUCUAUGCUUGCUCCCAGGGAGGGUUUGUUGAUGAAGGGUGGAAAUAUUUUUCCUCUAUGAGUCAGCGUCAUGGCAUUUCCCGCGGAGAAGAUCACUAUGCAUGUAUGGUUAAUCUACUUGGACGAAAUGGACAAAUUAAACAAGCUGAGGGAUUGAUUUUGAGCAUGCCAUUUCAACCAGGGGUGCUUAUCUGGCAGACGCUGCUUGGUGCUGCCCUCAUUCAUGGGGAUAUGGAAACUGCAAAGCACGCUUCUGAUCAUGCAUUGAAAUUGGACCGAAAAGACCCUUCGACUUAUGUGCUGCUAUCAAAUAUGUUCGCUGGUUUGAGGAACUGGGAUGGGGUUGGGAUGAUGAGAGAGCUAAUGGGGACUUCUGAUGUAAGGAAAUUGCCUGGGUCCAGUUGGAUCGGUCAGGAGAAAAGUGGGCCGCUAGCUUUAGCUGAUGGCUAGAUGACGAUAAUGAUGAGGCCAAUGGCGGUAACUCCGACUUGGUAUUUGACCAGGCUUAAAGCCCUGUUGAUGUAAACAACAUUCAUGGAGCAUUGCAGUCUUUAGCAGGGAAGCAACGUGAAGAGGGCAUUGAGAAGGAAUGAUGGCAUCGGAUUUUGUCAAUAUCAUCUUCAAGCCGCCUCUCAGAAGAUACCAAAAUAGUGCCAGAAAGAAAUGGAAAGAAUCACCAGCAGGUGUUUGAAGGAGAAGCUUACUAGGAUACUAGGAUGAUGCUAGUGCUUUUGCGAAGACGAGCAGUUUGCCGGCAUUAUUUCACUGGAUUGAAGUUUAAUUCAUUUGCUGAAAGACGCUGAUAUGAGCAAUUGGGUGCACUUAGGAGAAACAUUUACCGAGUGAAAUGGGCACAAGUUGGCUGAACUUGACAUAGGAGGCAGUCCAGAUCAUCCGAUGGAAUGUGAUUCCCUCCCUCAUGCACGUGUGUGCAAGAACUUUAGAUCAUGUGUCUAGGAUGUCAAAUGAAAUUCGUAAGAGCAGCUCUAACCAAGGCUUUAUAAUGGUGAAGUAUUUGUCACAUUGUCGUA
This is a messenger RNA of Eucalyptus grandis, 2495 nucleotides long. Its product is annotated as putative pentatricopeptide repeat-containing protein At3g15130. The record is from RefSeq and is a predicted model, not a curated record. Gene Ontology annotation, biological process: RNA modification. NCBI's taxonomy places the organism in Eukaryota, Viridiplantae, Streptophyta, Magnoliopsida, Myrtales, Myrtaceae. Gene Ontology annotation, molecular function: RNA binding; protein binding.